AGAACUUCAAGCUUCAACUUCAAGUUGAACUUCUUGAACGAAGAGAGCGCCUUCUGAAGGAAUCUUGAGCGCCAGCUUGCAUCGAGCCCUUGCAAACGAUAGCUCACCUCUUCAUGACACAUCUUAUACCCAUGUAGGUAAUUUCAAUUCGGGGCUCAUUCCAGUGAGAAGGACGCAUUAAGAAGGAUUUUAGGUGCGGUCAAACAUUGGGCUUGGUGGGACUGCACGUUUGGCAUUGAAGUCCUCGCUGAGGUGAACUCCAGCAGGAUUCUCUGAAGCUGCCAGAUUUGGCAGCUCUCUCCACUUACAUCAGGCCCGGGGCGGCUCUUGCGGGCGCCGGUCAGCUGCUGCCGGUGGGCAUGGCGGCGCGGGCGGGCAAGCCGGUGAACCGCAUCAUCCGCUUGAUAGUGGGCGCGGGGCAGGCCAAGCCCGCGCCGCCGGUGGGGCCCGCACUGGGGGCGCACAAGAUCAACCUGAUGGCCUUCUGCAAGGACUUCAACGCAAGGACAGCCAAGCUGAAGCCGGACGUGCCCAUGGCGGUCAGCCUGACAGCAUACAAGGACGGGUCGUUUGACUACGAGUUACGGUCGCCGUCGGUGUCGUGGUUCCUGAAGCAGGCUGCGGGGCUGGAAAAGGGCAGCGGGCGCGCGGGGCACGAGGCGGUGGCGGCAGUGAGCGCCAAGGACAUCUACGAGAUUGCGUGCAUCAAGCAGGGCGACCCCAACCAGGCCUACAUCCCCCUCGACAGAAUAGCGGACAGCAUCAUGGGCACCGCGCGCUCCAUGGGAAUAGACGUACAAACAGGGGACGGCACGUGAUCGGAGGUAUUGCCGUCUACAAACUGAAGACAAACGUCUCUGUAUACAAGAAAGGAAAACAACCGGUCCGAUUUAGUACUGUUUGUGAAUGCAGGCUUACCCUGAGGCCGACAUUCUUCAAUAUCUACUUGAUGAUUAGGUGAGGCUUUCAACUUUCAAAAUCAUUUCCAAGCUUGACUUGACAGCUGCCCCUAGCUGAAUCAACCUUUAUAUUGCAAGUGCCAUCGAGGGUCGGCCACUCAAC
This is a messenger RNA of Klebsormidium nitens, 1062 nucleotides long. NCBI's taxonomy places the organism in Eukaryota, Viridiplantae, Streptophyta, Klebsormidiophyceae, Klebsormidiales, Klebsormidiaceae. The record is from the annotation of a GenBank genome assembly.